ACUUGCAUUAGCGCCCAACUUUUUUUAUAGACUCGUCAUUAGAACCAAUGAACGUUGACAUACUUGCAAUUAAAAGACCAAUUUAGAUUACAUUCUGUUCUAUAAAAACCUGCCAAUAUCCCUAUCGACUCUCAGUCCUAAUGUCAUUCGGUCAUCGUUAAGUCAAGAGUGGCCAAUAACCAAACAUGACGGAUCUGAAACCAAGUGAAAUUGAGACUGCAGAAUUUGCAUUCGGUGUGUACGGGCAGGAUGGCUUGUUGGACUCUACUUUAUUGGGCAAGUUGGUGAGAGGUAUGAAUCUCAAUCCUAGUCUUGCAAGACUUGAAGAAUUCGGAGUUUCUAAAAAUGAAGGAGAGAAGAAAUUCAAACUGGAAGAAGUCCUACCAAUAAUAUCGGCACUUAAAAAGGAAGUAAAAGAUAUGGGUUGCUAUGAAGAUUUCAUUGAAUGUUUGAAAUUAUACGACAAGAGGGGAGAUGACAAAAUGUUAGCUGGUGAGCUGACACAUGCCUUUCUUUCUUUAGGAGAAAGAAUGCCGGAGGACGAAGUUGAUGAGCUUAUGGAAGAUUGCCUUGACGAAGAAGAUGAUGAAGGAGAAAUAAAUUAUAUACCAUUCUUACAACGCAUGUGUGAAAAGGCACCCAUAUUGAAGAGGAAGAAGAAGUAAUUAUUGAAAUCAUCAAAUUAUGUGACAUAUUUUAUUUUCGAAGGAAAUAAAAAUCUAACAUUUCAA
Harmonia axyridis is the source of this 731-nucleotide messenger RNA. Its product is annotated as myosin light chain alkali-like. Bases 186 to 665 code for a protein of 159 amino acids. Gene Ontology annotation, cellular component: muscle myosin complex. The transcript is spliced from 6 exons. Lineage: Eukaryota; Metazoa; Arthropoda; Insecta; Coleoptera; Coccinellidae. The record is from RefSeq and is a predicted model, not a curated record.